GGGUAUAAAAGGCCUAGGAGGGAAGGGGGUGCUCAGACUCAGUGUCUUGGCCUUCCCAGCUGCUCUGAACCUCCUGUGUAGCCUCAGCCCACACCAUGACUUCCUUCUACAUCAGCCCAUGCCAGUCUCUGGGCAGCGCCCAGGCUCCUGGAGAAAGAAAUGUCUGCGUCUCCUCCCUUGACCUUGGGGGCCAGCCUGCGAUAGAGGAAAAGGCUGCUUGUAUGGGCCUCUUGGCCAACCUGGCACACGCCAACCGAGUUCGUGUGGGGUCGACCCCUCUGGGCCGACCCAACCUCUGCCUACCCCACAGCUGCCACACUGCUUGCCCCUUGCCAGGGACGCGCAACAUUCCUGGCAACAUUGGAAGCUGUGGCGCCUAUGGGGAAGGCACCCUGAAUGGCCACGAGAAGGUGACCAUGCAGUUCCUGAACGACCGCCUGGCCAACUACCUGGAGAAGGUGCGGCAGCUGGAGCGGGAGAAUGCGGAGCUGGAGACCGGCAUCCGAGAGUUGAGCAAAUGCCAUGAGACCACCGUGUGCCCCAACUACCAGUGCUACUUCAAAACCAUUGAGGAGCUCCAGCAGAAGAUCCUGUGCAGCAAGGCUGAGAAUGCCAGGCUGGUUAGCCAAAUCGACAACGCCAAGCUGGCUGCCGAUGACUUCAGGAUCAAGCACGAGAGUGAGCACUCCCUGCGCCUGCUGGUGGAGGCGGACAUGUGUGGGAUGCACAAACUCCUGGACGACCUGAGCCUGGCCAAGGCUGACCUGGAGGCCCAGCAGGAGUCCCUGAAGGAGGAGCAGCUCUCCCUCAAGAGCAACCAUGAGCAGGAAGUGAACAUUCUGAAGGGCCAGCUGGGAGACAGGCUCCGCAUUGAGCUGGACACUGAGCCCACCGUGGACCUGAGCAGGGUGCUGGAGGAGAUGCGGUGCCAGUACGAGGCCAUGGUGGAGACCAACCGCCGUGAUGUGGAGCAGUGGUUUGAAGCUCAGUCUGAAGGCAUCAGCCUGCAGGCCAUGUCCUGCUCUGAGGAGCUGCAGUGCUGCCAGUCGGAGAUCCUGGAGCUGAGAUGCACGGUGAACGCCCUGGAGGUGGAGCGCCAAGCCCAGCACCAGCUGAAAGACUGUCUGCAGAACUCGCUGUGUGAGUCCGAGGCCCGCUUCGGCACCGAGCUGGCCCAGAUGCAGAGCCUGAUCAGCACCGUGGAGGCCCAGCUGGCCGAGAUCCGGGCCGACCUGGAGCGGCAGAACCAGGAGUAUCAGGUGCUGCUGGACACGAAGGCCCGGCUGGAGGGCGAGAUCAACACGUACCGGAGCCUGCUGGAGAGCGAGGACUGCAAACUCCCCUGCAAUCCGUGCGCCACGCCCGCCUCCUGUGUGCCUCCCCCCUGUGCUCCUCGUCCGAGCUGUGUCCCUUGUACCCCUUGCGGGACUGGUUCCGCCUGUGCAGCCAGCACUGGGAGCCGGUACUGA
Molecule: messenger RNA, 1469 nt
Organism: Miniopterus natalensis
Lineage: Eukaryota; Metazoa; Chordata; Mammalia; Chiroptera; Miniopteridae
Product: keratin, type I cuticular Ha7-like
Biological process (GO): epithelial cell differentiation; intermediate filament organization
Cellular component (GO): cytoskeleton
Molecular function (GO): structural molecule activity
Source: RefSeq, a predicted model, not a curated record